Messenger RNA from Neomonachus schauinslandi (Hawaiian monk seal), 3063 nucleotides. RefSeq names its product neuroligin 3 (gene NLGN3). Bases 110 to 2050 code for a protein of 646 amino acids. NCBI's taxonomy places the organism in Eukaryota, Metazoa, Chordata, Mammalia, Carnivora, Phocidae. The transcript has 5 exons. Gene Ontology annotation, cellular component: cell surface; synapse; postsynaptic specialization membrane. Gene Ontology annotation, biological process: modulation of chemical synaptic transmission; synaptic vesicle endocytosis; postsynaptic membrane assembly. The record is from RefSeq and is a predicted model, not a curated record. Gene Ontology annotation, molecular function: signaling receptor activity; neurexin family protein binding.
UCCCCGUGUCUGGUCCCCAGGAUCCGGCGCUAAGAAACAGGGCGAGGACUUAGCGGAUAAUGACGGGGAUGAAGAUGAAGACAUCCGGGACAGUGGUGCUAAGCCCGUCAUGGUCUACAUCCACGGAGGCUCUUACAUGGAGGGGACGGGCAACAUGAUUGACGGCAGCGUCCUCGCCAGCUAUGGCAACGUCAUCGUCAUCACCCUCAACUAUCGGGUUGGGGUGCUAGGUUUCCUGAGCACUGGCGAUCAGGCUGCCAAGGGCAACUAUGGGCUCCUUGACCAAAUCCAGGCCCUCCGCUGGGUGAGCGAGAACAUUGCCUUCUUUGGUGGCGAUCCCCGCCGUAUUACUGUCUUCGGCUCGGGUAUCGGCGCGUCCUGUGUCAGCCUCCUCACGCUGUCGCAUCACUCUGAGGGGCUUUUCCAGAGGGCCAUCAUCCAAAGUGGUUCUGCCCUGUCCAGCUGGGCUGUGAACUACCAGCCGGUGAAGUACACCAGCCUGUUGGCAGACAAGGUAGGCUGUAACGUGCUAGACACGGUGGACAUGGUGGACUGUCUUCGUCAAAAGAGUGCCAAGGAGCUGGUAGAGCAGGACAUCCAGCCAGCCCGCUACCAUGUGGCCUUUGGCCCCGUGAUUGAUGGCGAUGUCAUCCCUGAUGACCCUGAGAUUCUCAUGGAGCAGGGCGAGUUCCUCAACUAUGACAUUAUGCUAGGUGUCAACCAGGGCGAGGGGCUCAAGUUCGUGGAAGGGGUGGUGGACCCUGAGGAUGGCGUCUCUGGCACUGACUUUGACUACUCAGUCUCCAACUUUGUGGACAAUCUGUAUGGCUAUCCUGAGGGUAAGGACACCCUGCGGGAGACCAUCAAGUUCAUGUACACAGACUGGGCAGACCGUGACAAUCCAGAGACCCGCCGCAAAACACUGGUGGCGCUCUUCACCGACCACCAGUGGGUGGAGCCCUCGGUGGUGACCGCUGAUCUGCACGCCCGCUAUGGCUCCCCUACCUACUUCUACGCCUUCUACCAUCACUGCCAGAGCCUCAUGAAGCCUGCUUGGUCAGAUGCAGCUCAUGGGGAUGAAGUACCCUACGUUUUUGGUGUCCCUAUGGUAGGCCCCACUGACCUCUUCCCCUGCAAUUUCUCCAAGAAUGACGUUAUGCUUAGUGCUGUCGUCAUGACCUACUGGACCAACUUUGCCAAGACCGGGGAUCCCAACAAGCCGGUCCCCCAGGACACCAAGUUCAUUCACACCAAGGCCAACCGGUUUGAGGAAGUGGCCUGGUCCAAAUACAAUCCCCGAGACCAGCUCUACCUUCACAUCGGGCUGAAACCAAGGGUCCGUGAUCAUUACCGGGCCACCAAGGUGGCGUUCUGGAAACACCUGGUGCCCCACCUCUACAACCUGCAUGACAUGUUCCACUAUACGUCCACAACCACCAAAGUGCCGCCCCCGGAUACCACCCACAGCUCCCACAUCACCCGCAGGCCCAACGGCAAGACCUGGAGCACCAAGCGGCCGGCCAUCUCCCCUGCCUAUAGCAAUGAGAAUGCCCAAGGGUCCUGGAAUGGGGACCAGGAUGCAGGGCCGCUCCUGGUGGAGAACCCUCGUGACUACUCCACCGAAUUAAGUGUCACCAUCGCUGUGGGGGCCUCCCUCCUGUUCCUUAACGUUCUGGCCUUCGCCGCCCUCUACUACCGCAAGGACAAACGGCGUCAGGAGCCUCUGCGGCAGCCCAGCCCUCAGAGGGGAGCCGGGGCCCCCGAAUUGGGAGCUGCUCCUGAGGAAGAGCUGGCAGCAUUACAGCUGGGCCCCACCCACCACGAAUGUGAGGCUGGUCCCCCCCAUGACACACUGCGCCUCACUGCGCUACCUGACUACACGCUGACCCUGCGUCGCUCCCCUGAUGACAUCCCACUCAUGACACCCAACACCAUCACUAUGAUUCCCAACUCCCUGGUAGGGCUGCAGACAUUGCACCCCUAUAACACCUUUGCCGCAGGGUUCAACAGUACUGGGCUGCCCCACUCACACUCCACUACCCGGGUAUAGCUCCAGCCCAGAGCACAGCCUCUCUCCUGGCUCCCUCCCUCCCAGAUCCACAGACACACAUGCACACACACACACACACACAGACAUAUAUGUAUACGCACGCACCCACACCCGACAGCAGACCCACCUGCACAAACAUAGACAGAUGUGGACAUGCACCCGCAUGUACAAGAACACAAAUAAAGAAGUAAACCUGAACAAACCCUUCAAAUGGGGACACAAGUGAGUCCUUGGGAAACCGAGGACCUGUGCAACAGCAGCUGAAGCCAGCUCCCUGAGCCUGAUCACAGACACUCCUGGGGGCCCGAAAGCACCAGCUGGACACCCCCUUGGUGCUCGCCUUCCGCCUCUCUUGGAACUGCACCACCCACCAACUCCAGACUUGGGAGCUUUAAAGAGCAGAGUAGCUCUUUCUCCCCCAGACUUGGUCUUUUUUCUGGGUCUUGUUUUUGUUGAUUUUUUAAAAUAAUUUUGGAACACAUGCCUCUCCAACCCAUGAGUGCAAAGAGGCUCCGGAAGGGAGGCACCAGGCCCAUGUCUGUCUGGCUCUGGCACCCCCAGGGCUCACACAAUCCGGGCGAGGAACAUGACCCCCAAGAAAGAAACAGAUUCGAGCAAGACCAUGGGGUGGAAGGAGGAAGGGGCUACCGCUGGAUGGGGUUGGAGGGCCACAGGGGAGAACUCUCCAGCCACCUCUGUGUCCCUGUGGAGGGCUACAGAGACUGCAGGGUGACCUGCUUUCCCCUAAAGGCCAGGAACACCGGCCUGGCUAGACCAGGGGACCCUACCUAGAUUUGGUGAAUGAGGUUCUGGUGGAGGCCGUUGUUAUCAGGGCCCCUGGGUGUAAUCUGGGUUCUGCCUCUGCCCUUGGGGUAAUGGUAUCAGAAAUUCGCCCCAUUUUCUUUACAGAGUCUCUUUUGUGUCUGUCAUUUCUCUUUCAAAAAGGCGGUUUUUUUUUUUUUUUUGUUUUUUUUUUUUUUUUUAAAGAAAAGUUCUUAAAACACUAACGGAAA